AUGGAGAAGAUAAAAUCAUUGGUAUCUGAGAAUGGAGUUGUGAUUUUCACCAAGAGCACCUGUUGCUUGUGCUAUGCUGUAACAAUUCUGUUCCAAGAACUUGGGGUGAGCCCUUUAGUUCAUGAAAUAGACCACGACCCUCAAGCAAGGGACAUGGAGAAGGCUCUCCUGAAACAAGGGUGUAACUCACCUCCUGUGCCAGCUGUAUACAUAUGUGGCAAGCUCGUGGGGUCCACCAAUGAGGUCAUGUCCCUCCACCUAAGCGGCUCCCUCAUUCCACUGCUCAAACCUUAUCAAUCCCUGUCUUAA
Messenger RNA from Lactuca saligna, 309 nucleotides. The record is from the annotation of a GenBank genome assembly. NCBI's taxonomy places the organism in Eukaryota, Viridiplantae, Streptophyta, Magnoliopsida, Asterales, Asteraceae.